Molecule: messenger RNA, 1476 nt
Organism: Phaeoacremonium minimum UCRPA7
Lineage: Eukaryota; Fungi; Ascomycota; Sordariomycetes; Togniniales; Togniniaceae
Product: putative poly -binding protein 3 protein
Exons: 2
Coding region: 1-1476 (491 amino acids)
Biological process (GO): regulation of RNA metabolic process; regulation of gene expression
Cellular component (GO): cytoplasm; nucleus
Molecular function (GO): mRNA binding
Source: RefSeq, a predicted model, not a curated record
AUGUCGGCCUCACCCCAGACUACACAGUCCACCAAGCGUCCCCUCGAGGAGACAUCUUCUCCUUCUCGUACUGCCGACCAACCUGAGGCAAAGCGACCAGCCCUCGACAAGAUCAUUCGCAGUGACGAGGAGAUUAAGACCUCUCAGCCUGCAGAGAACGGCCAUGCCACUGCUGCUCCUAUCACCGCACCUGAUGCAAACGGCGAGACAACUACCAAUGGCGAUAAGGUCAAGGCGGAAGGAAAGGAUGAGCAAGGAGACACCAUAGUGCCAGAUGUUUCUGAGACGAAACCCAUCACCAGCACUGGCCCAGCAAUUCCUACCCAGGCACAACCCACAAACACUCAUGAUGAGACCGCAUGGAUCCACAUUCGAGCUGUUAUUACCAGCCCCGAGGCUGCCACCAUCAUUGGCAAGGGUGGCGAGAAUGUUUCCAAGAUCAGACAGAUGGCACUGGCCAAGUGCACUGUCAGCGACUACCAAAAAGGAGCUAUUGAGCGCAUCUUGACCGUCAGCGGCAACGUCGAUGCUGUCGCCAAGGCUUUUGGGUUGAUCAUCCGCACACUGAACAAUGAGCCUCUGUCUGAGACCUCGAACGCUCACUCCAAGACUUACCCGCUUCGUCUUCUGAUUCCCCACAUUCUCAUUGGGUCUAUCAUUGGCAAGGGAGGUGCCCGGAUCAAGGAGAUUCAGGAGGCGUCAGGCGCUCGCCUGAACGCUUCAGACUCGUGCCUACCCCUUUCUACAGAGCGAUCGCUGGUGGUCAUGGGCGUCGCAGACGCCGUGCACAUUGCGACCUACUAUGUUGGCAGUACUCUUCUAGAGCAGCUUAAUGAGCGGUUUGGAGGCCCCGCAGCAUCUGCUUAUGCCACCAGAAGCGGCGGCCCGGCUGGUGUCGUCCCUGGCGGCAUGCAAGUUGUCCCCUAUCUGCCCCAGCCCGCCAGUGGCAACUAUGGCAACCGCGAGAACUAUGGUAGACAUGGUCGCCAUGACCCCCGAGCCCAUCACAUCCCGCCAAACCCAUAUGCUCCACAGCCGUAUGGCGCCCAUCCUCAGCAGACUCCACAGCCGAACGCCGCUAUGCCUAUGCAUUACGGCGCGCAAACCGGCGGUGCCUACGGUGCUGCCCCGAUGCAGCCCCAUCAAGCACCUCAUGUUGGCCCUCAGCCCCAUGGCGGUCCCCAAGCCCAGCCCAUGCAUGGCGCCAUGGCAGGUGCCCCUCUGACCCAACAGAUUUAUAUUCCAAAUGAUAUGGUCGGCGCAAUUAUUGGUAAGGGCGGCCAGAAGAUCAACGAGAUCCGACAGAUCAGUGGCAGUGUUAUCAAGAUCAACGAGCCGCAAGACAACAGCAAUGAGCGUCUUGUCACAAUCACAGGCACGGAGGAGUGCAACCGCAUGGCUUUGUACAUGCUCUACUCUCGACUUGGUGAGAUGAAGAACGCCGCGUUACGACCAGAUUUCAGCUCAAGACGCUAA